Molecule: messenger RNA, 1669 nt
Organism: Malania oleifera
Lineage: Eukaryota; Viridiplantae; Streptophyta; Magnoliopsida; Santalales; Ximeniaceae
Exons: 3
Coding region: 496-1485 (329 amino acids)
Source: RefSeq, a predicted model, not a curated record
GCAGAUCCAAGUCAAGUGGAAUGGUUCAGCCACAUGCUCCUGCCGUAUGGCCAUGUCCAUAGCCAUUUUCAUAGAGGAGGGUUUCAUUUCCUGUACAUAUAAAAACAAUAACAUUGUGGGUGGGGAGGUUCAUUCCUUUGUUACGUUAUCUAAUGGUUUCUCUGUGACCAAGAACUGUUCUUCUUUGCUUCUAACCCUAAAAGGUGAAAGGCCAAUUCCAAUAGUUCCCAACACAUGCCCAUUUCAUUUCGUAUCCUCCUUUGAUACAAUCAUUCUCUCAUCAGAUCCUGAAAAUCCAUCCAUUCCAUCACUGUCUGUUGUUGAACAAAUCUAAUAAUCUCCCCAUCUCGAGCCGCCUUUGAUCUUCGAUCGUACCUCACUGUGUCGGAUUUCGCGCACACCCACUUCCGAUUACAGGCGCCACCAUUGAUCUUUGCAGUUUUCAAGUAGACCUUCCUUUUCUGAUCGCGCAACUGGGGCUUGUUGCUGGUGGAAAUGAUGGGAGGUGGUAGCAGGAAGGAUGAGGGGUCGCUGGUGAUUAACAGUACGAAUGUGUUUGCGGCUCUGGGAACCUUGAGGAAGAAGAAGAAGUCUGAGAAGCAGGGCGCGUCGUCGAAGAGCAAGGGAUCGGCGCCCGCGAAGAAGUUGGAGAAGGAGCCGGAGCCGCAGGUCUUUUGGGCUCCCGCGCCGCUUACGUCGAAAUCUUGGGCUGAUGUCGACGAUGAGGACGAUGAUGAUUACUAUGCCACCACGGCUCCGCCUCCAUCCGUUUGGGGUUCCGUGGAUCCGCCAAAGGUGAAGGAGAGCUCGACUCCUCCCGUCGAGGAAAGUGAAAGCGAAGAGGAUGGUCUUGAUGAAGUUGAUGAUGAGGGUGAGGAAGAUCAUGAACCCGAACCAGAGGUACCAAUGGAAAGAGAGCCAGAUGUUAAGAAGCCAGCUGAAGCUGCUUCAGCACCCAAAGACACAGAAAGGCAGCUUUCAAAAAAGGAAUUGAAGAAAAAGGGACUCGAGGAACUUGCUGCUGUUCUUGCUGAAUUUGGAUAUGCUGAGAAGGAAGCCAGUGGACAAGAUCAAUCUCAUGGUGCUGCACAAGAUAAAAAUGCAGAGAAUCCUAAUGCAGGGGCAGAGAAGAAGGAGAAUGGCCCUGGGGAGAGCAAAAAUUCCAAAAAGAAGAAAAAGAAGGAUAAAUCUUUGAAAGAGGCUAACGAAUCCCAGGAGCAGCCAUCAGCUAAAGAGUCUGAGGACCCGCCCAGUGUUACACAAGUCGGAAAUGGAGCUGCUGGGGCUGAGAAGACAGAUGAUGCAUCUGCUAUUGAUAUAAAAGAUCGGCUAAAGAAAGUGGCAGCUGCCAAGAAGAAAAAAUCAGGUAAGGAGAUGGAUUCUGCUGCGAGAGCCGCUGCCAAUGAGGCUGCUUUGAGGAGUGCAAAGAUUGCUGCAGCAAAGAAGAAGGAAAAGAACCAUUAUAACCAACAGCCAGUGCGUUAAGCAGGUUCCAUUUUUUCCCGUUUUAACCUUGGAUGUGAGCAUGUAUUUUUCCUGUUCAUUUAUUGAAUCCAAUUCCAAAAUAACAUCACUACCUGGUUCCAUGAAAAUGAGUUUGAACUGGAUACUUUUGGUUUUGUUUUAUAUGAAAAAAAGGAGGAAAAAGAAAGAAGCUUGGUUCCCCAAA